This is a messenger RNA of Aplysia californica (California sea hare), 1613 nucleotides long. RefSeq names its product cytokine receptor-like factor 3. The record is from RefSeq and is a predicted model, not a curated record. Lineage: Eukaryota; Metazoa; Mollusca; Gastropoda; Aplysiida; Aplysiidae. The transcript is spliced from 8 exons. The coding region runs from base 101 to 1462 and encodes 453 amino acids. Gene Ontology annotation, molecular function: protein binding.
UCAUUGUAAACUCCCUUUACACGUCUCCCGACACUCGACACAACUGACUUCAUGCAUCGGUUACCGGGUGAAAUAAGAAAAUAUUUCCCCACCUUCCACAAUGACUGCCGAACUGAUUCAAAGUGUUGUGGAAAUCAUGGAUUCUGCGCACAAUUAUCGCUAUGAGUUGGCUGAAGUAAAUGACGAGCUCAAAUAUCUCCAAGAUCAGAUAAAUGUCAGCAGCGAUGCAGCCCAUAAACAAGUGGAGACUCACUUUGCUCGUUUGAAAAAUGCUGUGGUAUCAGCUCUGGACCAGCGACUGGCCGACUUAAAGAACGACAUUGAAAACAUUCGGAUAGACGCUUUAAAGCCUCUGGAAGAAUGCCAAGCUCUGGUGAAUGAAAAUCUUGGGUCUGCUGCUGUAGUGAUGGACGAAGGUGCAUCAAUACUGGCUGACAAUCCAGAAGCCAACUGUGAGAAGAUUGUGAAGUUUAAGGAAAAUCCAAAGACCAAAGCUCUUUCGAGUGUCCCUGCCAUCCCCACUCCUUCAGAAGUCGCCUGUGUGAAUGUGGUUUUGUCUCACGAUAUUGAGAAGUAUAUCGAGUCGACUGUGUUAUCAGAAGGCCGCAUUCUUGCCCGAGCUCCUGUCCAGAUCUCUGAAGUUAUUGAAAAGCCAGGAGGUCUCUUAGUGAAUUGGAGUGAGAUUGAUGAAGAGAGCGACAUCACAGAGUUCUGGCUGCAAUACGCAUCCGGUAAUCACAAAUCCUCUGACAGUGCAAACGCUGUGUACCACACAGCGUAUGUGGGGACGUCAGGCUGCUAUUUGAUCAAGCAUCUGCGCACCAACAGUCCCUACACGCUGCGUGUGUGUGGGAGGGGCGAGUCGGACACUCCCUGGUCUGCCUGGAGUAUCCCCAAAGUUGCCUCCACUGCCAUAGAGCAUUACAAGUGGAGUCCGUCAGAGAGCAAGGCAUACUGCUUGAGCAACGAAGACAAAGUUGCGACCCGCACUGCUGAGGGUGUUUCCCAUGUGCUGUAUUCCAGCGAGGCCAGCUUUAAGCAGGACAAUACGCUCACCAUAAAAAUCCUCGACGAUGCUGACAAGUCACCCGGAGACGGGCUCUGUAUAUCCACGAAGAACAGCGACGUUGAGUUCUUUGGCCAAGAGGAGAUUAUUUUUGUGAACUUAUACGGUAGUGUGUAUGUGAAUGGGCAAGAGAUGACCAUGAAGCUGCCGGAAAUCAGGAAAGGCUCUAUAGUUGCUUUUCAGGCGGAACUCCUGCCAAACGGCAAGGUCAGGGUCAGUGUGCAGCACGAGGACAAAGAGUUGACCUUUGACUGGAAGAUCGAGGUCCCACCUCCCUCUUCUGCUGGACCAAGUAUGCUGCUUGGGAUGGGAGCAGGGGAGCCGGCGGAAGACAGGCUAGCUCUGUACUUUGGGAUCAAGUUUAGCCAGGAAGAGUGGAAAAUAGCUGUAGAUUGAGUUGUCGUUUUUUCCUUCUCGGUUAAUUUUCCAAUUUGUCUCUUUCAUUCUUUCACCGUUGGUGGUUGAUGGGCAUUCUGGCGUUGUUUGCUCCUUCUUUCCUGUCAAAACAUCUAUUGUCCUUAUCUCUCCUUCUUUUCUUUGUACGUUA